ACUCACUGCUGCCAGCGAUUGGCACCUCUAUAAUUCACUUCAACUGGCACGUUGAAAGCCAUAUCUAACUUGAAAUACACCUCGUAUAUAUUUAUCUCACUCUGCCCUUAUCUCAUCUAUUUGUGGCUGAGUUGGCACUGAACAGAACUGGGCAGAGUUGGCACAUGAAAGAACGUUAGAUUUAACAUCUGAGUGUAUUAGCAGCUCACAGGACUUUAUAUGGGAGAAAUCAGACUGAGAGAGAAGCAUCACAAGUGAGAAGCUGACAGACUGAUCACAGAGCAUCAGAAAAGGCUUUUUGGGACUGUGAAUCAAAGUAAAUCAGCAAAAUGGCAGAUGUAGCAACUCCCGCUGAGAAGAAGGCACCUCCCAAGUUCAAGCAGAGGACCGUGCGCACCUUCAAGAGCAAGGCGCCCAAACCAGGCCAGAAGGGAUUCGGAGACGACAUCCCCGGCAUGGAGGGCCUCGGCACUGACAUCACAGUGAUCUGCCCAUGGGAAGCCUUCGGGGACAUGGAGCUCAGCGACCUGGCGAAAUAUGGAAUUAUUUAGCACCUCUCUCCUCUGCCUUUACCCUUAUUGCCACUACUGUCCCUUAUGUGACUGUACUAUUAAUUAAGCAGCUGGUAAACUACUACCUAUGUGACCUACAGAGGAGGCAGCCUUUGAUGUUUUAGAGGUACAACCUAAUACUUCUGGUGAUCGCUGUUGUUUCAGGGACUUUACUUUCCCUUGCCUUUCUGCCACUACCCCUUCUUCCCUUCCUACUUUUCUUCAUUCCUACCUCUUUCUUUCUUUCUUUCUGCCACUACCCCUUCUUCCCUUCCUACUUUUCUUCAUUCCUACCUCUUUCUUUUCUUCUUCUUCUUCUUUACCUCUGUCAUUUGUCUCUUGUAGCCAGUGCAGUCAGCACAGGGAAGGAACAAAACAAACUGAAUAUAUUGCAUGUGUUGUAAAUAUGAAAGAAGGUUUGACAUCUGCUACUGUGAAAUCCCAGGACUGCUCUCGUUUCUCUCCUCUUUCACCUCUUCUUCUCAAAGCUGCUGAUUCAACAUGCACAGAGUUUCUGUAUUAGACAAAUUACAUUUUAUUUUUAUGAGAAAGUCUGUAAUUCACUUUGCUCUUUCCUGAAUAAUGUCAACCCUUUUCUCAGUAGGGAGGAACAAUUAGGAAAAACAGAAUAAAAGUGAAUAUUUUCCAUAGAA
This is a messenger RNA of Acanthochromis polyacanthus (spiny chromis), 1204 nucleotides long. RefSeq names its product retinal cone rhodopsin-sensitive cGMP 3',5'-cyclic phosphodiesterase subunit gamma-like. Gene Ontology annotation, molecular function: cGMP binding; 3',5'-cyclic-nucleotide phosphodiesterase activity. NCBI's taxonomy places the organism in Eukaryota, Metazoa, Chordata, Actinopteri, Pomacentridae. Gene Ontology annotation, biological process: visual perception; positive regulation of epidermal growth factor receptor signaling pathway; positive regulation of G protein-coupled receptor signaling pathway. Gene Ontology annotation, cellular component: photoreceptor outer segment membrane. The record is from RefSeq and is a predicted model, not a curated record. Bases 330 to 551 code for a protein of 73 amino acids. The transcript is spliced from 3 exons.